Capra hircus (goat) is the source of this 4733-nucleotide messenger RNA. RefSeq names its product WAS/WASL interacting protein family member 1 (gene WIPF1). The coding region runs from base 205 to 1725 and encodes 506 amino acids. NCBI's taxonomy places the organism in Eukaryota, Metazoa, Chordata, Mammalia, Artiodactyla, Bovidae. The transcript is spliced from 8 exons. The record is from RefSeq and is a predicted model, not a curated record. Gene Ontology annotation, molecular function: actin binding.
CACAUUUAACAAGAGGCCAGAGCUUGUCCAAAAUGGCGGUCCAGAAAUGACCCCUUGUUUGUGUUAGAAGACGAUGGCUUUCACAGCGACGGUUUUCUCUCUCAUUCCUCGUUUGCUCCUUGCCUGCUUGUGUCCCUGAUCAUGCCUUCCUCCAAUAUCCCUUAACGAUUUGUCAGCCAGACUGUUGAAAGCUAACUGUUCAAGAUGCCCGUCCCACCCCCUCCAGCGCCCCCGCCACCGCCCACGUUUGCUCUGGCCAAUACAGAAAAGCCUUCCUUGAGUAAGUCAGAGCAGGCUGGGAGAAAUGCUCUGCUCUCUGACAUCAGCAAAGGAAAGAAACUAAAGAAGACAGUCACCAAUGACAGAAGUGCACCAAUAUUGGACAAACCUAAAGGAGCUGCUGGUGGUGGCGGAGGUGGCGGCGGCUAUGGCGGAGGUGGCGGCGGCUAUGGCGGAGGUGGCGGCGGCGGAGGUGGUGGAAGUUUUGGAGGAGGUGGACCACCCGGUUUGGGAGGACUGUUCCAGGCUGGAAUGCCGAAGCUGAGAUCCACAGCCAACAGGGAGAAUGAUUCCGGAGGAAGCCGACCCCCAAUCUUGCCACCAGGAGGAAGAGCCACAUCCGCCAAACCUUUCACACCCCCAAGCGGCCCAGGGAGGUUCCCUGUGCCUCCUGCAGGCCACAGAAGCGGACCCCCAGAUCCUCAGAGGAACCGAAUGCCUCCCCCGAGACCCGAAGUGGGCGCAAAGCCUGAUAUCAUCCCCCCUCCAGUGCCUAAUACUCCAAGACCCAGUCAGUCAAGUCUGCACAACCGGGGGACCCCCCUAGUGCCGGGGGCUCCCCGGCAGCCCAGUCCUGGGCUGACCCCUCCCCCUUUCCCCGGAAACCGCGGUGCUGCUUUCGGAGGAGGCUCCAUCCGUCACACCCCCUCAGGCUCCUCCACGCCUUUUUCCACUAGGCCUCCCCUGCCUCCUACUCCGAGCAGGGCCUUGGAUGACAAGCCUCCUCCUCCGCCUCCUCCGGUGGGCAACAGGCCCUCCAUCCACAGGGAGUCUGUGCCGCCGCCUCCCCCUCAGAACAGCAAGCCCCCGGUGCCGUCCACCCCGCGGCCUUCCUCCUCCUCGCAGGCCCCGCCGCCUCCGCCCCCCAGCCGGCCGGGCCCUCCUCCGCUGCCCCCCGUGUCCAGCGGCAGUGGCGACGAAAUCCCGAGGCUCCCGCAGAGGAACUUGUCCCUGUCGUCGUCGGCGCCUCCCUUACCUUCACCAGGACGGUCAGGCCCUCUUCCGCCCCCGCCCGCUGAGAGACCCCCUCCUCCGGUGAGGGACCCACCGGGCAGAUCAGGCCCUCUCCCACCACCUCCUCCAAUGAACAGAAAUGGCAGCACAUCUCGGGCCCUGCCUGCCACCCCUCAGUUGCCGUCCAGGAGUGGAAUAGAUUCUAGUCCCAGAAGUGGGCCCCGGCCUCCUCUUCCUCCCGAAAGGCCUGGCACUGGGGCACCUCCCCCACCUCCACCAUCAACAUCAAUUAGAAAUGGCUUCCAAGAUUCUCCAUGUGAAGAUGAGUGGGAAAGCAGAUUCUACUUCCAUCCGAUUUCUGAUUUGCCACCUCCAGAGCCAUAUGUACCAACAACCAAAAGUUAUCCCAGUAAACUGGCGAGAAAUGAAAGCCGGAGUGGAUCUAACCGAAGAGAGAGGGGUGCUCCACCCCUGCCUCCCAUCCCGAGGUGAUCCUCGCCUGCUCUUCUACACUCAAGCCCCAGAGCUCCUUCUGUCAUUGCUGUCCAAGUCGCGCACCCUCCUCCUCUGUCCUCCCUUGUUCCUUUCCUAAUGGCAAUAGGGAAGAAGGGAGGUGAUGUGGAAAUGUGUGUGUGUAGGGUGCGUAUGCAGUAAAGGUAUGCACCUCGCUUUUUAUAUUGUGUAUAUCCUUAAAGCUAUUGCUUGCUUCAGCUACAGCCUGUUGGCUGCUUUGGGGAUCAACAGGCUUUUGUGACAAGUAGGCAGCGAUGAAAUUGUGUCCCAGCUUUCAACCAACCAAAUUCAAACGUUCACUGCUUUUUUGCUAUAAACCACAAUAUUAAGGUCCCUGAGAGUUGUUUGUUUCCAUGCCUUUUUUGCAUGUUUGGCCUCCUGUCUGUUUCUGUGAACCACAGACCAUCUAAACAAGUUGCUCACAUAAAAUAUUUGCAGUUACAAGAUGUCCAGUCUUGGGCAGUCUGAGGUAAGCCCUGGGACAGAGCUGUUCAAUAGAAAUAUAAUGUGAACCAGGUAUACAGUUUUAAAAUUUCUAGUAGCAACAUAAAACAGGAAAAUAGGUGAAAUUAAUUUUAAUAUAUUUUAUUUAACCCUAAUAUCCAAAAUAUCAUUUCAACUUGCAGUCAGUAUAACAAUUUUAAUGAGAUAUUUUAUAUAUAUAUAUUUUUUUGGUACUAAGUCUUCAAACUCCAGUGUGUACUUUACACUUGAAACACAUCUCCAUUUGGACGUGUCACAUUUCAAGUGCUCAGUAGCCACACAUGGUUGGUGGCUACCAUGUUGGACAGUGCAGAUCUGUAAGAUGGAGCCUGGUGCAAACACCUCUUGUUUCAAAAACAGAAAAGGCCAGAUGAGCUAUAGCAAUUCAAGAGGUAGCUAAAAAUAAAGUUAGGACCCUUGUUUGGCAAAUCGAUUUCCUUAGAUUUUGCUCCCUUAUUUUCCCUCUUCCCUUGAAAUAUGUAUACAAGUGUUGCGUCACAGUACCAAGGUCAGAAAUUGAUCUAAAAGGGUUUACAGUCAUGUGGAAUAAAAGCCAUUGAAAAGAAACUGAAAGCCAGUUAGGGCUCUCUAGCUGAGAACCAGCUUCCUUGAGCUCACCUGUUGGUUGGCCUCCUGCCUUGUGCAUUUCAAGUGGCUUCAUUCCUCUCCAGCCCAACUUGUUCCUUAGGGCAGGAGGCUCAUAGGUUCCAUAGCUGUGGGGGAAAGUCAGGGAAAGGUAGCAAAUCAGAAAUGUGGAAGAAGGGAACAGAUUUUAAUUGAUGGGCAAAACUCUAAAAUUCGAAAUCUGAUGCUUAUGGGGUUGAGAGAAAGAGAUUGCUGCUGGAAAUUGGAGGGAACUUGUUUUGAAUCUAUCUGGGAGAAUCAUUUGCCUUGGAUCUAUGCAAAUAAAGCUCCCCCAGAGGACCAUAGGGAUGAGCCAGCCUUGCCUUUUUUGUAUGAUUUUGUUUACAAAACUUUACUGGGACUUUUAAAUCUAACUAUAGACUUGGAAAAAAUUAUUUCCAUUUAGAUGUUUUAUAUAGUUGAUUAUGUUUAAAAUUACCAUUACUUAUUUUUUAAAAGUUCACAGCUAUAUAUGUAUAUGUAUAUCUACCUAAACUUUGUAUCAUGGUUUCAGUGUAUUGUUCAUGUAUUCCUAGGAGAUGCUAACAAGAAAUCAAUCCAAAGAAAAAUUUGAAAGAAGCAUUCAUAUUUAUAGAAUAAUUGUUUCAUUUUUAUAAAAUCAAAAGAACUUAGAAUUCUAAUAAAUGGGAUGUCUAAUAAAUUAUGAAGUUGCCCAUUUGAGUAUAUUGUAUUUUUAUAACUUUCCUUGCCAAAGUCCUGGGCUUAUUAAUACGUUAGAAAACUUGGGUUUUUCCCCACUUCUCCUCUACCAUUCCGUUUGUCUUUCAUACAUUCACUUGGGGCCCUUUCCCCAAAGAAAAUCAAGGAAUAACAAAAAUCAAGGUGUAACAAACCUGGUAAAGUAUUUUCAGAAAAAAGCUUUUAAUCUCUAAUAUUUUGAUAAUAUGGCAUCAUUUUAUUUUGAAUUCUUUGAUCAGAUAUCAAUAGUUGGUAAAAAUCCCUAUGAUAAAAGCGUGUUGACCCACUUCAGAAAAGAUGGAGUUGAACUCUCCUAGCAAAUAUGGCAGAGAAAAGUCUGACUCCAAACAAAUGGGUCUGAAUUUUGUAAGGGAUAGUAAGAAUAGCCAGUUUCUUUAUAUAUUCCAACUUUGCAGGUACCAAACAGGGUCACAGCUGAGAGUUGCUAUUCAUCCAGGAUAGAGAUGUUUUUAAAUGUAUUUUUAAGUGAAUAUUCCAUUAAUACAUGUAUACCCUUUCUUUGAAAUUUAGAAACCUAAUUGUGUCCAAAUGAGUAAAUUCUAUGCUAAAAUCUUUAACUAUAGCAGACAACAGAAAUUAAUACAUCCUUUCCUGAAACCAGAGGUUACAUAUGUUUUUUUCCCAUAAAAUUUCCAGAUAAAUGUAUUCAAGAUGCAAUACAGUAUUUUAACAUUUACACGUCAUUUUAUAUGAAAAUGUAUUACAGUAUUAAAGUUCAGUGUUCAGUAUUUAUUUCGGUAUGCAUUUUAUUUAGUAAAAACCAAGAAAAAUGUUUAAUCCAAUGGUGCCUUACUUGGUGAUUUGAGAGAAAUUGACUUUUUAUGUCUAAGUAGCAGAUUAUUUGCAUAUUUGUAAAAACUGUUAGGCCUUUAUAUUUUAACUUGUAAUACCAAUUUUGUUAUUUUAGUAGCAGAAAUGUGAUGACUGUUAAAGUACCCCGAAUUUUCUGGCAUGAUGAAAUUAAUUUCUCCCUAUUUAUAGUGAGGGACUGUAAAUGUUUUCAAGAAAAUGUUUUUCAUACCACUGCACUAUGUAAACAUGCACAUUUUGAUACCUGUGUCAUCAGGAUCGCUUAUAUGGUGGGGUAGAACCUACCCUAGAUAUCUGCGUCUUUGUAAAUUAGCCAGACAAUAAAUAAAAGCAGAAUGGCAAGACUGUCA